CAGGCGGCUCCUGUCCCGAGUGGAGGCGGCGGAGCCGGAGCCGGGGGAGGGGGCAGCGGCUGUCGGAAGGACCGCGGCGUCGCCCGCAGCUCCCCAUCGCACCCCCACUGCAGGCCCGAGGCGCUUUCCGGAGCUUCCCACACUUCUGGGGAGAAGACUUCUUAGCCAGCUUGAUGUUUAAAAUUCAGCUGGAGCCUUUAAAACUUCGAGCGUGGACGCUGAAUGGGUUUGUAAAGUUUCGAAACAAGGAGACCAGCACCGGUCCAGUGGCUGUAAUGGGAAAAGAUUAUUACAAGAUCCUGGGAAUCCCAUCGGGGGCCAAUGAGGAUGAGAUCAAGAAAGCCUACCGGAAGAUGGCCCUCAAGUACCACCCAGACAAGAACAAAGAGCCCAAUGCUGAGGAGAAGUUCAAAGAGAUUGCAGAGGCCUAUGAUGUGCUGAGUGACCCCAAGAAGCGGGGCCUCUAUGACCAGUAUGGGGAGGAAGGCCUGAAGACCGGCGGCAGCUCAUCAGGCGGCUCCAGUGGCUCCUUUCACUACACCUUCCACGGGGACCCCCAUGCCACCUUUGCUUCCUUCUUUGGUGGCUCCAACCCCUUCGAUAUCUUCUUUGCCAGCAGCCGCUCUACUCGCCCCUUCAGUGGCUUUGACCCUGAUGACAUGGAUGUGGAUGAAGACGAGGACCCCUUUAGUGCCUUCGGCCGCUUCGGCUUCAAUGGGCUGAGCAGGGGUUCCAGGCGAGCCCCGGAACCGCUGUACCCUCGGCGCAAAGUGCAGGACCCUCCCGUGGUCCAUGAGCUGCGGGUGUCCCUGGAGGAGAUCUACCAUGGCUCCACCAAGCGCAUGAAGAUCACAAGGCGGCGCCUCAACCCUGAUGGACGAACUGUGCGCACCGAGGACAAGAUCCUGCAUAUUGUCAUCAAGCGGGGCUGGAAGGAGGGCACCAAGAUCACAUUCCCCAAGGAGGGCGACGCCACCCCAGACAACAUCCCCGCUGACAUCGUUUUUGUUCUUAAAGACAAGCCCCACGCACACUUUCGCCGAGAUGGCACCAAUGUGCUCUACAGUGCCCUGAUCAGCCUCAAGGAGGCGCUGUGUGGCUGCACGGUGAACAUUCCCACCAUCGAUGGCCGAGUGAUUCCUCUGCCCUGCAAUGACGUCAUCAAGCCAGGCACAGUGAAGAGACUCCGUGGGGAGGGCCUGCCCUUCCCCAAGGUGCCCACCCAGCGGGGAGACCUCAUUGUCGAGUUCAAAGUUCGCUUCCCAGACAGAUUGACACCACAGACCCGACAGAUCCUUAAGCAGCACCUACCCUGUUCCUAGGCUCUGCCCCAGCCAGCCCAGAGUCGACCACAGCAAUACCCCCCAUUUUCACCCUGCCCAACAUGCACCUGGCUCGGUGUCCACUGGACACUGGCAACUUUUUCUAAAAUGCAAAAAAAGAAAAAAAGAAAAAAAAAAAAAAGGUUUUCAGGACAAUGUUCCUGUCCCUGACCCUUGUCAGAGCUGGGCUGUCUUAGGGGAGUGGGAGGGAAGCGGGAAGAGCUAGCCUGGGGCAGGGGUCAAUUUUUGUGUCACUUGCUUUGAAUUCAGUUCCCACUCCAGUGGCUGGAGAGAGACCUGAGUGCUACUUGAAGAUCCAGAGUUUCCUUACCCACACCUGUAAAUAGCAUGUCCUCUUCCCCUCCCAGCUUCGCAACUAAUCUGUCCUCCAUCCCUGCCCCGCUUCUUCCCGGGGAAGAGAGUAGAAAGGGCACUCACUGCUUUGCCAAUCCUGCCACCACCCCAGGGCACACACGCUCACACACAUAAAGCUCUCGCCUCGAGCUGUCCAUGCCUCUCAGGGCUGAGAGAGGAAGGGCAGGUCCAGAAACCCCCGAGUUGGGCCAUUGAGCACGAGACACUUUUCAUUUGGGGCAGUGAGGUGAAGGAGGCUUUCACAGGCUUCCUGUCAGCUCUCCUGCCUCGACCCCACAGAACUGGAAGUUUAGUCCUCAAGAACCUCUAAGGAGGAGGGAAAAGAGGAGCCUGCUGGGCACAAAAGUGGGGGACAGGGAGCAGAGGCCAUGUCCCAACCUUACUCAAUAAGAGAUAGGGCUUUGGGGUCAGGUGACAGCUAUACCCCACCAAGAGAUUCAGGGUCACAGGUUUCUCCCCACACCUCUGAACUCAGGGCCUAGCCACCCCCAAACUUCCAAAUCCCAUUUUUGUGCUACAUAAAGUGAUUCUGACCCUUUGUGGAAGCUGCCAAGGGGAGCUCCCAUCCCUCUGACCCCUGCGUGAGCCAGCCCACUCCCAUGGCUGCAGGAAGGUCAAACAGUAGGGGAGCUGGAGAGAUGUCUCUAACCAGGUUUUAGGGUGGGGUCUUUAGGUUUUCUCACUUUGACAAGCCCCUGAAUGUUUUUAUAGUAGUUUUUUUGUAUUUUUUUGUAAUGACAGUAUUAUGGAAAAAAUAUAAUAAAGUAUUUUAAAAAUA
Messenger RNA from Suncus etruscus (white-toothed pygmy shrew), 2475 nucleotides. It is a transcript of the gene DNAJB5, whose product is annotated as DnaJ heat shock protein family (Hsp40) member B5. Bases 174 to 1322 code for a protein of 382 amino acids. The record is from RefSeq and is a predicted model, not a curated record. Lineage: Eukaryota; Metazoa; Chordata; Mammalia; Eulipotyphla; Soricidae. Gene Ontology annotation, molecular function: protein-folding chaperone binding. Gene Ontology annotation, cellular component: cytosol. Gene Ontology annotation, biological process: negative regulation of transcription by RNA polymerase II. The transcript has 5 exons.